Molecule: messenger RNA, 2597 nt
Organism: Polistes dominula (European paper wasp)
Lineage: Eukaryota; Metazoa; Arthropoda; Insecta; Hymenoptera; Vespidae
Gene: Galphaq
Product: G protein alpha q subunit
Biological process (GO): adenylate cyclase-modulating G protein-coupled receptor signaling pathway
Cellular component (GO): heterotrimeric G-protein complex; cytoplasm
Molecular function (GO): G-protein beta/gamma-subunit complex binding; guanyl nucleotide binding; GTPase activity
Source: RefSeq, a predicted model, not a curated record
AUCGUUGUCAUCGCCGUCGUCGUCGUCGUCGCCGUCGCCGUCGUUGUUGUUUGAAAAGAAGAGAAGGAGAAAGAUAGCCGAGACCACGAGGACGGCGACGAGACGUCGUCCCUCCUCCUCCUCUUCCUUUUCCUCCUCCUCUUCCUCUUCUUAUUUCUCGUACAUCGCCCUGUCGAGAUAAUAUCAACCGGACGAUAGACGACCGUGUCCUUCUUUAAUUCUUUUUCGUCGACGUCGACGUCGUAGUCGUCGUCGUCGUCGUCGUCUCGACGACGGUCGGCGCUUGGCCGGCGCUUUUCGUCGCGUUACAAAUAGUUAUACCCCUUCCUCACUCUUCAUUCCAUUGCACCCCCGCAGUCCCAUUUUUAUCCGAAACCGUUUGUUCUCUUUCUCUCUCUCUCUCUCUCUCUCUCUUCCAUAAUCCUCCCUAAGGCUCCUAUCUUCCUCCUUUCACGGAGGAUAUCGCUUUCCUGAGCCAUGGCGUGCUGCCUGUCGGAAGAGGCGAAAGAGCAAAAGCGUAUCAACCAGGAAAUCGAGAGGCAACUGAGAAGGGACAAACGAGAUGCCAGGAGAGAACUUAAGCUUUUACUACUCGGUACUGGUGAAUCGGGCAAAUCCACGUUCAUCAAACAGAUGAGAAUUAUUCACGGUUCCGGUUAUUCGGACGAAGAUAAGAGAGGAUUUAUCAAGCUUGUUUACCAAAACAUAUUCAUGGCGAUGCAGUCGAUGAUCCGGGCGAUGGAACUACUCAAGAUCGAAUAUGGCGACUCAUCAAAUAUAGAAAAAGCGGAACUCGUGAGAGCAGUCGACUUUGAAACGGUCACGACAUUCGAAAGUCCAUACGUCGAAGCGAUCAAGGACUUAUGGAAUGACAGCGGAAUUCAAGAGUGUUAUGAUCGCAGACGAGAGUAUCAACUAACAGACUCUGCUAAGUAUUAUCUUAGUGACCUAGAACGUAUUGAAAAGCCUGAUUUUCUUCCUACCGAGCAAGAUAUUCUUCGGGCUCGAGCUCCCACUACCGGCAUUAUAGAAUAUCCAUUUGAUCUGGACUCCAUCAUAUUUAGGAUGGUAGAUGUAGGCGGACAGAGAUCGGAAAGAAGAAAAUGGAUUCAUUGUUUUGAGAACGUCACUUCCAUUAUAUUUUUAGUAGCUUUAAGUGAAUACGAUCAAAUUUUAUUCGAAUCGGAAAACGAGAAUCGAAUGGAAGAAAGUAAAGCGCUUUUCAAAACGAUUAUAACAUAUCCCUGGUUUCAACAUUCUUCCGUUAUUUUGUUCCUAAAUAAAAAAGAUCUACUCGAGGAGAAAAUAAUGUAUUCUCAUCUGGUGGAUUAUUUUCCUGAAUACGAUGGCCCACAAAGAGAUGCCAUAGCUGCUAGAGAAUUUAUUCUAAGGAUGUUUGUCGAUCUAAAUCCAGAUAGUGAGAAGAUUAUUUAUUCUCACUUCACAUGUGCCACAGAUACGGAGAACAUUAGAUUUGUAUUUGCAGCGGUGAAGGAUACUAUCUUGCAAUCUAAUCUAAAGGAAUAUAAUCUGGUCUAGAUGAAUGGAUUUGGAUAUUGGUGUGAAGUCAACUAUUACUUUACCAUCUUAACCAAAGUAUUGCAGUGUAGACAUUGUUUAAAUGAUACAAAGAGGAGGAUAAAUCAUACGGAAGAUAGAUAGAAAGAUAAAAAAGAAAGAAAGAAAGAAAGAGAGAAGGAAUAAACAAUAAUUAUAUUGUGGUGCCAUCGAUGAAGCAUCAUCAUUCUAGUUCCAUCUCAUCAAGGAGAAGUACCAACUUUAGCUAAUAAAACUAUGUAAUAAUGGAUGGAACUAUCUGCGAGACAAACAAAGACGGACCUAAAUCUGAGCGUUAUACGUUCUUUCCUAAAACCUUUUCACUGUCAAUAACCAACAAACUGAUUUAGUUUCGUACUCCAUUUGUUGAAUUUGUUACCUUUUUAUAGCUUAGUUUAGUCGAUCAUGCUGCGCUUACUGCGUUGUCAUCGUCUGAUUUUUAUAAUAACGAAGAGAUACACAAAUGAACGAAGGGGAAGAUUAAGAAAAAUUGUAUCGUUUAAAGAGGAUCAAAAAAAAAAAAAUAAAACGCAGCCAUGCCCGCGUUAAUUCUGUCCAAGUGUUAAUCCUAAAAUACUAAGUUGGGAUUAUUUCCAAGGAAAGGAGUAACGAAGAAAGGAUGAACGAAGGUAAGGCAAAGGUGGAGGAGACAAAGGACAAAGAUAUAGAAAAGGAAAUUGAGAAGAAUGGAUGAACCGAAAACAAGGAUUUGUUUUUGUUUUUUAAAUAUCGCGAUUAGAACACACAAGUGAGAAAGAAAAGAAAAGAAAGAAGAUCAAGAGAUAGAACGCGAGAUGAUUCCUAGUGCCAUUUUACUAGUGCGGUGUGUUUUUAUUGCAGAGUCCUUCGUUAGAUGCAAAAAGCCAAAGUGUUGUUUUUUUUCUUUUUUAAAAACGAAAAUAAAACAAAACAAAAACAAAAAAGUAUAUCUGUGCUGGGGAAACGACUUAAGAGUUUUUUUUUCUGCAUGUGAUUCGAAUUCACUCACAAUUUUGAUCGAUAAAUAUUGUUACAUAUAAUAUAUUAAUAUAAAACAACAA